AUGGCCUUUGGAGACUCGAAUUCCUCAUCUGGGACGGAAUCCUCGAGGAAGAAUGCCCCAAUAAUGCCAAGUGCGAAGUCGAAUACCGUGGCGCCGACUAUCAGUGAUGACAAUCAUUUAGAGCUUGGUGAUAUGACACCUCCAGAAGAACCCGUAGAUGAUAUAAUGCAACUCGCUCGAAAAGGAGACAUUCAAUCGAUAGAGAAGCUAUUCGAUAAUGGUACUUUCGAGGCUACAUAUUGCGAUGGCGAGGGCAUAACACCUUUACAUUGGGCAGCUAUUAAUAACCAGUAUGCCAUGUGCCAAUUCCUUCUGAAAGCUGGCGCAGAUGUAAAUAAGAAAGGAGGGGAGUCUGUAGCUACAGCGGCGAUGUGGGCCGCCCAGAGAUGCCAUUAUUAUAUUGUUCACCUAUUAUUGGAAAAUGGGGCCGAUCCUCUGAUUACGGAUGUUCAAGGAUAUAAUAUUCUUCAUCUUGCUACAUUCGAAGGCAACAUCUUCCUACUUGUUCUUCUCUUACACCAAAACAUCAAUGUCGACGUACUCGAUACCCAGGGGCACACUUCUCUGAUGUGGGCUGCGUACAAGGGUUUACCGAAUUGUGUGGAUUUGUUUCUGAGAUGGGGCGCCGAUGUUCACGCUAUGGACGAAACUGGAUUUACCGCACUGCAUUGGGCGUUGGUGAAGGGAUCUCAGGGGUGCAUACAAAAGUUGAUUGAGUAUGGAGCAGACAGAUUCGCUGAAACCUCCACUGGCAAAACUCCAGCUAUCACAGCUCAAGAGAUGAAGACGGAGACAGUUUGGCACAAGGCACUGACAGAGAGUGGCUACAAUGAGGAUGCCAUGCCAGUCGUUGUCAGCUUCCCCAUGUCUUCGUGGCUGUUGAAGGAUAAGCGUGCAUUCAUGAACAAAUUCUUCUUUUUCUGGCCGUUCCUAAUUCUAUGGACUAUGAUCAUGAUCAGUAGUCACAUGGUAGUUUUUAUCGGUGUGCCUAUGUCUCUGUUUUUUGGGUAUUCUUUGCAAUGGUUGGCCCAACAGGUAUUAGAGUAUGCACCUUCGGAUAUGAGGCACUUACACAAAACGCCUUGGCUUGCAGGAAUCUUCGCUGCCACAUUAUUUUGGGUCGGAGUGAGAUGGUUGACAACCAUGUUACCAGCAACCUACGGGACUUAUCCGCUCUCGAACCUAUUGUUCUUCAUCUUUUACAGUCUUACUGGAUAUUUCUAUUUUUGUUCAAUGGUAUACGAACCAGGUCAUGUGCCAAAACUGGGUGGUCUAACUCAGCAGAAAGCUGUAAUUGAUGAAUUGUUGAGCCUAUGGAAAUUCGACGAGCAAAACUUUUGCGUUCAUUGCAUGGUUCGCCAACCUCUUAGAAGUAAACAUUGCAGGCGAUGUAACCGAUGCGUAGCGAAGCAUGACCAUCAUUGCCCUUGGAUCAACAAUUGCGUUGGUGUCAAUAACCAUAGGCAUUUCUUUCUUUACCUCGUAUGCUUGGAACUUGGAAUUAUCUUCAUAGUUAGAGUUGCUAUCGGAUACUUCGAAGGUUUCGUUGGGAAAGGCGAGCAGGAGUGCAACAUUCUUUCGCCUGCACUGUGCGGGAUUGUUAAUUCAGAUCCUUACACAUUAGUUUUGGUAUUAUGGGCAAUCUUGCAAUUAACAUGGGUUACUAUGUUACUCUUUGUUCAAUUGAUACAGAUAUCAAGAGCAAUGACGACCUGGGAGAAUAUGCGCGGCACACACUCUGGAGGCAAAGCUUCCCAAGCGAUUACCAAUGCUUUAACCACUGGUGCUACAUCACGAGCCGGCGGCCAAGUCGGAAACGCUGGGCUCGGUCCCGAUCCCGCUCUACCACCAACCCACGCACCAGGCGGCCACCAUCAUGCCCACAAAGCCGGCUGUUUCGCCCAAUGGAAAAAGAUCCUCGGCGUUGACACAUUCGUCGAAACUGCAUUCCACGGCUACGAAGGAAGCAAAAAUCGCCGUCGGGCACCUCAAAACCCCUUUUCCCGCGGCUGUAUCCGCAAUUGUAAGGAUUUUUGGUGUGAUACGGCACCAGUUUUUGGGAAGAGAGAGAAUGGUGCCGCGAUGUUGGGCGGACAGGUCGUCAAUUAUACGAAGAUGUAUGAGACGCCGUCGAGAAUGGAGAUGAGGAGGGGUGGGGAUGAUGCGGGGGCUUACGAGAGUGUGGCGGCGGAUGAGGCGGUUUAA
Sclerotinia borealis F-4128 is the source of this 2205-nucleotide messenger RNA. Lineage: Eukaryota; Fungi; Ascomycota; Leotiomycetes; Helotiales; Sclerotiniaceae. The record is from the annotation of a GenBank genome assembly.